AUGAUGGGUUGUCGCAGUUUCAAUCAAUAUCAAACUCGUACUUUAAAUACUAUUCUAACUAUACAAUCUUUAUCAACAUUGCAACUACUGUCCACACGAGACGUAUGGGUUAUUGAGAAUAUUGCAGACAUGAUAUCUCCAAUCAAAUAUCUAACUUUGAGCGGUAAUUUUAAAUUGGAUGCAGUAUUUUUAUUACUUAAACAAUUACCACAUUUACUUCAUCUCAAUUUGAACCGUGUCGAUCUUUCAUUCCAUUCUGGUUCAUUUCAAUGCUUGUUUGAACUGAAAUGUAAAGUUAAAUUACAAUUAAUUCUCUGUGUUGCUGAAUAUAGUCAGUUUGAAUUGCUUUUGCGGCAUUUACCAAAAUUGUAUUAUCUCAAACUCGGCGGAUCAUUUGGCUUUUACGUUAAUGAAAGAUCCAAUUUCUCGAAUGGAAAUCGAUGGGAAAAUGAUAUUUUUAUGAAAUUACCAUUACUGAAACAAAUUCAGAUUAAUCUAGAGGCUGAUCCAUAUAUAGAGGAUGACACUGUACGUUUUCGGGAACAGCUUCGGUACGCAAACGAAUAUGUCUUACCAUCAUUUAAUGAAAAUGAAUAUUUAAAAAGUAUAAAUUUCAAAGCCGAAUUGCUAAAAGUAACGAACAUGUAUGCAGGAGAGGGGUAUCGUUUACAGUUAGUUUGUCUCUAUCCAGACAUACCCUUAACGAAGGCAAAACGUUUGAUUAAGAGCUGA
This is a messenger RNA of Didymodactylos carnosus, 732 nucleotides long. Lineage: Eukaryota; Metazoa; Rotifera; Eurotatoria; Philodinida; Philodinidae. The record is from the annotation of a GenBank genome assembly.